GGAACCAGUCUGGAUGAUACUCUUACUUUAGGAAAACGCAAUCCUCAACUCAUUUUUAUAUUGCAUCCAGGGUCUAAUGAGAUGCCACUACAUCAUGUCCAUGGUGGACGGGCAGAAAUAAAACAGCCUAGUGUGAACUCAAUCUCACCAGUACCUACUAUAUAUGCAGCUUAUGCACAUCCUUUUAGGUCUUCACUUGAAAAACCGUUCCAACAGCUGCAUCAAGUACCACCACAAAUUUGUUUAGAGGACAUAACUUGA
Messenger RNA from Ilex paraguariensis (yerba mate), 261 nucleotides. Lineage: Eukaryota; Viridiplantae; Streptophyta; Magnoliopsida; Aquifoliales; Aquifoliaceae. The record is from the annotation of a GenBank genome assembly.